Molecule: messenger RNA, 3805 nt
Organism: Triticum aestivum (bread wheat)
Lineage: Eukaryota; Viridiplantae; Streptophyta; Magnoliopsida; Poales; Poaceae
Product: disease resistance protein RPS2
Exons: 9
Coding region: 353-3592 (1079 amino acids)
Biological process (GO): protein phosphorylation
Molecular function (GO): protein binding; protein kinase activity; ADP binding
Source: RefSeq, a predicted model, not a curated record
GUACUUCGGGAAAUGGUGAUGGGACCCACGCAAUGAAUAAAUGCGCCCACGUUCUCUGGCUCUCUAUCCUCCUGAGCCGAGUCAAACGCUCCUACCUACCUCCUGCCCUGCUCUCCAUCCACACCAGAUCAGGGAGGGCACGGCGGGGUGCUCGCCGGAGCGCAGAGAGGAUAGGAGGCGGCGGCCGAUGAUUUGCUUGCUUCGUUGAGCAGCGGCUGGUUUGCUUCAUCACAUCUUUCCAUUCUUGGAUAGCCACACCGGCCCGGCGACCACCUCUCUGCUGGAGCUAGCUGCAGGCCUUGCAUUUCCAGCUAGGUUAUAAGAACUCACAUUACAUAUAACUGGAGUAUCAAUGGAUCCGCAAGCUAGUAGUAGCAGGAGUAUUACACAAAGUGACCUGGAGCGCAUGCUACUUGAUGAAGCCGCAGAGCCCAAGGCCCUUCCGUUCUCACUUUUGGAGAAGAUCACUAACAAUUUUUAUUAUAAGAACGAAAUUGGUAGAGGUGGUUUUGCGGUGGUUUAUAUGGGAGUGCUUGAGAAUGGGGUGGUCGCCGUAAAGAGGUUAUAUGAUGCAUAUAAGUAUGAGAAAGAAUUCCUCCGAGAGGUUGAAUCUCUCAUGAAGGUGAAGCAUAAAAAUAUAGUACGGUUCCUAGGGUAUUGUGUUGACAUACAAGGGAAGGUGGAUAGGUAUAAUGGAAAAAUUGUUAUGGCCGAUAUACAAGAAAGAUUGUUCUGCUUUGCAUAUCUACCUAACGGCAGUCUCGAUAAGCAUAUAAAAGAUGGAUCUUGUGGAAUUGAAUGGAAAACAUGUUAUCGUAUAAUCAAGGGGAUAUGUGAGGGACUACAUUACCUGCACAGUAUAAAUAUUAUGCACCUCGACUUGAAACCUUCAAAUAUAUUGAUGGAUGAUAAUAUGGUACCAAAAAUAACUGACUUUGGUGUCUCGAGGAACUUUGAGGAAAUGCAAUCCCGAACCGUUGCUACAAAAAUGAUUGGAACGAUUGGAUACUUGGCGCCAGAAUUCCACACCAAUGUAAUCACACGCAAGUUUGACUUGUAUAGUCUUGGUGUUAUAAUCAUGGAGAUAUUGACCGGAAAGAGGGAGUCUCAACCUGUUGAGAAUGUGCUUGAAAGUUGGAACAAUAGGUUGGAGCUAUCACAGAGAAACCAACAUUAUGAACAAAUACGAGUGUGCGCUGAGAUUGGGAUUGAGUGCAUAGAACACGAUCCAACAAACAGACCAGCUAGUAUGACACAUAUAAUGGAUUGGCUUGCUGAAACAGAAAGAACAGAGAUCAAGCCGUUUGGUUUGGAGACCAUGCUGAGUCAGCUCCAUGAUCUGUUUGAGAAGGGCUACUCAAACAUAAUUGGUGUGUGGGGUCAAGGAGGUGUUGGCAAGACGAUGCUUCUACAUGUUUUCAACAAUGAUCUUGAAAAGAAGGUCCAUCAGUAUCAGGUUGUUAUCUUUAUUGAAGUGUCCAAUUCAGAGACGCUGAACACAGUGGAGAUACAACGGACUAUCUCCGAAAGACUCAACUUGCCAUGGAAUGAUGAAGAGCCAAUUGCCAAACGAGCCAGAUUCUUGGUAAAGGCACUUGCUAGGAAAAGAUAUGUAAUCCUGCUUGAUGAUGUGAGGAAGAAAUUCCGACUGGAGGAUGUUGGUAUCCCAACUCCAGAUACCAAUAGCCAGAGCAAGCUGAUCCUCACAUCACGUUACCGAGAAAUAUGCUUCCAGAUGAAUGCACAAAGAAGCUUGAUUGAGAUGCAGAUUUUGGGUAACGAUGCUUCAUGGAAACUGUUCUUGAGCAAGCUGAGCAAGGAGGCUAGUGUAGCAGUUGAAUCGCUUGGUUCCCAGACUAGAGAGCACGCUAUGAAAAUAGCCCAAAGUUGUGGAGGCCUGCCACUUGCACUCAGUGUCAUUGGGACUGCUGUGGCAUGCUUGGAAGAGGGACAGUGGAGAUCAGCUGCGGGUGCAAUUGCUACCAAUAUGGACAAUAUUGAUGGUGUGGAUGAAAUGUUUGGUCGGUUGAAAUACAGCUACGACAGGCUCAUACCCACUCAACAACAGUGUUUCCUAUACUGUAUUCUUUUCCCAGAAUAUGGUUCUAUCAGUAAAGAGCAACUUGUUGAUUACUGGUUAGCUGAAGGUUUGCUAUUAAAUGGUUCUGGAAAGGGUUAUCAGAUAAUUCGCAGACUUGUUUCAGCUUGCUUGUUGCAGGUCAGUGGCUCAAUGUCUUCAGAGGUAAAAAUGCACCAUACAAUUAGGCAACUGGGGUUUUGGUUGGUCAACAAGUCAGAUGCAAAAUUUCUUGUUCAGCCAGGGAUGGCCUUGGAUAAUGCUCCAUCAGCUGGAGAAUGGAAAGAAGCUACCAGGAUCUCCAUCAUGUCUAAUAACAUUACAGAGCUUUCUUUCUCGCCGAAGUGCAAAAACGUCACUACAUUGUUGAUCCAGAACAACCCAAAUUUGAACAAGAUGAGCAAUGGAUUUUUUAGAACUAUGGCGACCUUGAAAGUGCUCGAUCUUUCUCAUACUGCAAUAACAUCACUUCCAGAUUGUAAGACAUUGGUUGCAUUGGAGCAUCUGAAUUUGUCUCACACACACAUUGUGAGGUUACCUGAGCGCCUAUGGUUACUAAAAGAGUUGAGGCAUUUGGAUCUGAGUGUGACUACUGCACUUGAAGAUACCUUGAACAACUGCUCAAAGUUGCACAAGUUGAAAGUGCUCAAUCUCUUUCGCAGCCGCUAUGGUAUCCGUGAUGUUGACGACCUGAAUCUGGAUUCCCUGAAGGAACAACUACUCUUCCUCGGAAUCACUAUUUAUGCAGAGGAUGUGCUAAAGAAAUUGAACAUGCCUGGUCCUUUGGCAAAGUCAACACAUCGCUUAAACUUGAAGUAUUGUGCAGAUAUGCAAUCAAUCAAAAUCUCUGACCUCGGCCACAUGGAGCACCUUGAGGAGCUGUAUGUUCAAUCAUGCUAUGACCUGAACACAGUCGUUGCUGAUGCCGAGCUUACAACUUCACAGUUGCAGUUCCUGACCCUGUCAGUUCUUCCCUCGUUGCAAAGUGUCGUUGUUGCGCCAAUGCCCCAUAAUUUUCAGUAUAUCUGCAAAUUGAUCAUUUCACAGUGCCCCAAGUUGUUGAACAUCACAUGGGUCCGAAGACUUCGUCUUCUUGAGAGGCUUUUCAUAUCUCAUUGUGAUGGGAUGCUCGAAUUUUUUGAAGAUCGGGAAGACGAGGAGCAGUGUGGAGAACAACUGAAAGUGCAGGGUCAUGCUUCAGAUAAACAAGAAGAUCAUGCUAUUGUAGAAACUUCACGGAAUGACACAGGGCAGAAUGACUUCCCAAAGUUGAGAUUGAUUGCAUUGACGCAACUCAAGAAGCUGAGUAGUAUUUGUAAACCAAGAGAAUUUCCAUGCCUUGAGACCCUUCGGGUGGAGGAGUGCCCAAAUCUGAGAAGCAUCCCGCUGAGCUGCACGCGUAACUAUGGGAAACUGAAGCAGAUAUGUGGCUCAUUUGAAUGGUGGGGGAAACUGCAGUGGGAAAAUUGGGAGGAGGCGGCAUAUGUGGAGAGAACCUACUUCAUUCCAAUCUGACAGAGCCCCAAUUUCAAUUGCUUUUGUAUGGCAUGCAGGCGGCUUAGUUCUGUCUUCAGUCUUCACACAAAUAAGAGGUCUCCUUUUAAAUUGUUUAAAAUUUGUAUAUGUGACGGCGUAGCUUCUAUACAUUCUUAGAACUACAUUCGUGUACAUGGUAUACUCUGCAAUUUGCUGAUAUUGCAUUCAUGUAAUACGAUUUGUUUAUUUAAA